Dromiciops gliroides (monito del monte) is the source of this 3040-nucleotide messenger RNA. RefSeq names its product podoplanin (gene PDPN). The transcript is spliced from 6 exons. Bases 312 to 749 code for a protein of 145 amino acids. Lineage: Eukaryota; Metazoa; Chordata; Mammalia; Microbiotheria; Microbiotheriidae. Gene Ontology annotation, molecular function: chemokine binding; signaling receptor binding; protein-folding chaperone binding. The record is from RefSeq and is a predicted model, not a curated record. Gene Ontology annotation, biological process: positive regulation of extracellular matrix disassembly; Rho protein signal transduction; positive regulation of cell migration. Gene Ontology annotation, cellular component: lamellipodium; filopodium; basolateral plasma membrane.
UUAUGCACCGCUGCUCCCUCCCCUCGCUGGAGAGAAGCUCUGCACGACUUGCCGACUGUUCAGAACUUUUCUUCAGAAAGUUUGGUCCCCAGGAAGAUCUGUCUCCAGUCUCUCUUUUUCUCUCUGUGGGAGGCAGAGACCCACCCAUCAGGGGAAUCCUCCGAGGCUGGACGCGCUCUGACUCCCCCUCACUCUCCUCUUCCCUCCUCUCAACCGCCAGGAUUGGGACUAAUCGAGCUGGAGACCGGACCCGUUUGUAGUUCCACUGAAAUAAAGCAUCCCCCCGGCCUGCACUAUUCAGGCAGAAGAAGAUGUGGCAAUUUCAAAUCCUGCUGCUGGUUUUGGGGAGCUCGCCCCUCUGGGUGAUCGCAGAAGAAGUCAGCACAACUUUACCAGAAGAUGGCAUAACCACAGCCGACUCCAGUAAUGCGAAUCCUUAUAACUCUGAAGAUGCACCAACUCUGCUGCCCACAACAACCACAAGAAUCCAUUAUACCACAGGAUUCGAUGAAGAUCAAUCCACUACAGAGGCCACAGCCCACAGCAGAGAGAACUCCACAGACUCCAGGGUUACAACUGACCAUCCCAGUGAGAAAGUGGGUGGAGAGACAAAGCCAACAACUGAGAAAGAAGGCUUGGAGACUGUGGCCUUGGUGGGAAUCAUUUUGGGAAUUGUGAUCGCCAUUGGUAUCAUCGCUGGGAUCGUCAUUGCAGUCGUGAGGAAAAUGUCGGGCAGGUACUCACCAUAGAUGACUGGAUAAUCGUGUCCUUCUGCCAACUAUUUUAUUUUUUAAAGAGAGCUCCUAUUUUAGCUUCCUGUGCCCAUGUGAGAAGAUGAUCCGUGGAAGAGCUGCUCCCCCAGUUCUAAAUCCGUGGUGAUUCCGAAACUCUCCGAAGGGUUCCUGAGCUGAAAAUGAGAAGGCUCCUACAGCCUGUGACUCCAGACCUAUGUUAUUUUUAAAUCAUUUUUUAUUUUUAUAUAUACACAUUGUAAAAGUAGGUGACAUGACUAAAAACAAAAAAGGCUAACAAUGAAUAGGAAACAAGGAAACAAUGACCAGUGAGCCCAUAUUCAACCAAAAUGACAACAACAGAAUCCCAAUGGUGUUGGAAAGUUCUUAAUGUGCUCGCUCAGUCACUAUUUUUUUUCUCUCAGUCACUAUUGAAAGCAAAAAAAUAUAUGGAAAUAUUGACAUUCACUCUACCAGGGUUAAAUGUUAAAUGGGAUCAUAGGGCCAUAAUUCUAGAACUGGAGGGACCUUCAUAGGGCCAGUGGGGAAGAGUAGACAAAGCCCCUCAUUCCUACCCUGCCUCUGAUACUUACUAGCUAUGUGACCCUGGGCAGAUCACUUCCCCUUUUUAAACCUCAGUUCCCUUAUUAAAAUGGGAGAAUAGAGUCAUAGAUUUAGAAAGGAGGGGGUGUAGAGGUCACCAAGUCUAACUCAACUCAUUUUACAGAUGAGGGGAACUGAGGUUGAGUGAAUUUCCUAAGUUGUGUCAACAGCUGAGGUUGUUGUGAGGAUCAACUGAGAUAAUGCAUGUAAAACAUUUUGCAAACCUUAGAAAUGUCAGGAAUCAUCAUUAGAGGUUAUCCAGCCCAGACCCCCUCAUUUCACUGUGAGGAGACUGAGGCCCAGAAUAGGUAAAGGGACUUACUCAAGGCCACACAGGCAGUAAGUAACAUCAUUGGGAUUUGAACCCGGGUCUUCUAAUUCCAAAUUCAGGACUCUUUUCACUGUCCCAUGCUGUUCCCCAAGAAACAGUGAUCCCUAGAGCAGUGAUCAAAAAGUAUCUUAAGCUUUUGUGAUGUAGUGAACAGCUGUUUCUAGUUGGUUGGGACAAAGUACUUCAAAGACUCCCUCAUGGAGUCAACCAUUGGAGUUAGUAAACAGGAAAUCCAUGGUUCUUGGAAGACAGUCCUCCCCCACACCCAAGGCCUCCUGGGCUUCUUAAGAAGCUUCCAGAAAGGACUUGCUGACUCAAUGUUUUGAGCUGACAGCCUCCCACCUCUGAAUCUUUGAAAUGAAUGGGCCAAGGGUGGUCCUCCAGUUAAAAGAAGGUUGGUUUCUGAUUGGAUGCCAAUACCACAUCACUAUAACCCCUCUGAUCCUUAGCAUAUGGCCCCACUGGGCUACAUCAUACAUUGUAGCCACAAAGCUGCCAGUGGCUAAUAUGACCCAGGCUUAAAAGCAUUUUGCUACAUAUCUCCAAAACAUGAAGGACCCUUGUACCAGGAUACACCCGUAAGCAGCAGAACCUACCAGUUUUCCUACAUUUAUUUGUCUCCUUGACCUUUGUCACAUUGGAGAAAAGUAUGAAAUAGAAAAUGAGUGUAGCUAGAGUUGAGUUUUAAACAGUAAGUUUUUAAAAAGCAUAUAAAUCUCAAAGAAAAAAAACUUUCCUAGUUUUUCAUUUAUUGAUCUCAGAUUGAGAAAUGACUCAAAUUUUCUCAUUCAAGCUCAUCAUCCCAGUACUGUCAAAUGUAGCACACACUUUGCUGAAGGUCAGUUGAGUUAUUUUUUUAAAAAUGACAUCCUCAGUCAUUGACACAUCCUGGAAUGACUGGGUAUAGUUUCAAACCCGAGCUCUUUCAAUUUAUCCAAUGGAUUGGUGGAGGAUGGGAAGCCAUUGCCUGAGAAAUACAGCUUGUUCCUCUCUCAGGUUUCUUCUCUUGUACUGACAUUUGGAUGUUAUUUUAAAUAAUCUACUCUAGGGUGAACCUAUCGGCAACAUUUUCCAAAUUAAAUACACAAGAGAUGGAAGCAGAUGCUCCAAUAAAGUGUGAUUGGAAGAAGAACUUAUAAACACCAUGCCCUUCAAGUCAUCUCCCCUUCCCCUACCUUUUAAAUUUCUGGUUAGUGGUUUAUAACAAUUCCCUUAAAAAUUUUGUUUCCUACCACUUCUCCCUUCUUCUCUUCCCAGCUCCAUGAAAAAAUAAAAGAGUCCAUCCCAAGUUAUACACUGGACCCAAUGCCUGCUGGGACAGGACACUGGGUUUCUUAACACUGUUUAAUGCAGUGUAGACAUUUUCAAAUAAAGA